This is a messenger RNA of Mucor velutinosus, 2037 nucleotides long. RefSeq lists its product as uncharacterized. Bases 1 to 2037 code for a protein of 678 amino acids. Gene Ontology annotation, biological process: SCF-dependent proteasomal ubiquitin-dependent protein catabolic process. Gene Ontology annotation, molecular function: protein binding. The transcript has a single exon. The record is from RefSeq and is a predicted model, not a curated record. NCBI's taxonomy places the organism in Eukaryota, Fungi, Mucoromycota, Mucoromycetes, Mucorales, Mucoraceae. Gene Ontology annotation, cellular component: SCF ubiquitin ligase complex.
AUGGUGGACGUACCGUUUGAGUUGGUGGAAAAGAUAGUAUCUACUCUUCCCAGUGAAGACAAGGCACAAUGCUUGUUAGUCUCCAAGAGGUGGUAUGCCAGUCUUUACCGAGUGUUGGUGCAUACAGUGGUGAUACAGCACAGAAGGCAGCUAAAGCAGUUUUUGCGCAUUGUCAGCCAGUACGAUGACCUUGUAGGCCCCUACGUUCGACAAUUGCACAUCAAGAACAGAGUAGGAUUGACAAAAGAAGAGUUUCAACUGCUUGGCAGAUACUGCCCGCACAUGGAAGUCUUUGAGUUUCUAGAAUGGAGACACUAUAAACCGCCUGCUUUGAGCCAUUUCAAGAACAUCAAGCAGAUACCAAAAGUGUACGACCUCGGCAAAGGCGAAAAGGCGCUCAGGGAGACAGGAAAGACGCUGACACAUUUGGAUCUUGGGGCGCGCAUUGUCCGUGAUCUCGUCUUGCAAAACUGGCUCAUACCCUUUCUUUGCUACAGCACCAAUCUGACACAUUUGACAUUGGACGGAUUCUACAACCCCACCACACGAGUAGGACAGUUGGAGUUUAGCUGCGUGACAUGGAAGAUGCUGCAUCUGGUGUGUAGUCAUUUGACCAGCAUAGAGAUACAUACAGUGUGCUUGACAGCGACGGAAUCAGAGCUCGAUAUUAUGAAGUCAACUAUGCAUAAGGAUUCGCUUUCCGUCAAUCCACAGAUGAAGCACCUCAGUCUGAGGAACUUGAGCAUAGAUGAUCCCGUAUGGCUGAUAUGGCUCGCUAAAAUCUACCCCAACUUGACAGUGUUGGACCUGCGAUUUGACUUGAAUGCAUUCGUCAAUUUUGACGACACGAUUCAAAAGCUGGACCGAGAAGCGACUCGAGAAACAUUUGCAGCUAUGGCCCAACAUGUGGAUCACUUGCACACACUCAAUCUGGAAUCCGUCAAAGCAUCACAUUUCCCUGGAGAACAGUUUUUUGCAACACUUGAACAGAAAAAUGUGCGCCUAGAGAAGCUGACAUUGCGAUACAAUACAGACAUCUUUCUCUCCAGAAAGGGGUUUGAUAGCAGUGUAUUGAAUGCCGUGUUGGAUGGACAGUGCUCGACCAUCAAAGCCCUGGAUCUCGAUUUGUGGAUCAAUGCGCAUAUUGAUCUUUCCGCACUCUUGGAGCCGCUCUCAGUAUGUCAUCGACUGGUUUAUUUGAAGCUUUCCAGUGAUGAUUUCGGAAAAUUUUACUUUAAUCCUAUUCCCAUCGACAUGAUCUUGGAUCACUGCAAUCAUCUGACAAGACUCUCGUUGGCACGGUGCGCCUUGACUAUCAAUGACAAGCAUUCUGCAGAUUACUAUCACCCGUUGAAGAAGAUUGUAAUUGCUGUUGGCCGUGUAUCCAAGCAGCUGUUUCGGUAUCUAGGCGCAAGAUGUCCCGAUUUAAAACACAUGGAAAUUCUCACAUGUUCUUGGAUGCCUCGUGAAAUGGAGAUGCGGAUUGACAUGCCUAGUCAUCACUUUGAUUUCCUGCGUAUCUCCGACCUGAAUAAGAUCAAUGUACCUCGAUUGGAAGGCAAUCUAGGAAGUGGUACCUCACCCAAUCUCUUUGCUGUUACUCAGUUCACAUCAGUGAAGAAGCGAAUCGCGCGCUACACAGAGAGGCUGCCUGAAUACGAACCUUGUUAUCCUCAUUUGGCAUCCUGGUAUCAUUUAUAUGAAUUGACCGAUGGCAGGCUGCGGUACCCACCGUCUGCAUUACGACGAUUGCGACUAGAGGAAGUGAAAAGUUUGGAAUACAUGGCAGAUUAUUAUACAAAAAAUUAUCACCGUGAUCAAAUGGGCAUGAAUGGCUUUAUGGUGGAUCGAUAUUUGCCGAAAAAGAGCUGGAGAGAUGAUAUUCAAUUUGGAUUUAUUCAUGUAAGAUGUAGUUCCAUCCGGCGCAUGCAGUAUAAUUACAAUGAAAUCAAGUGGCCCAAACAAGAACCAGUGGAUGAUUUUGAGGAUGCAUCUCAACUUGUGGACGAGCCAGACACUGCGAGUGCCGAGAGUUAG